Molecule: messenger RNA, 4752 nt
Organism: Anneissia japonica
Lineage: Eukaryota; Metazoa; Echinodermata; Crinoidea; Comatulida; Comatulidae
Exons: 8
Coding region: 346-1533 (395 amino acids)
Source: RefSeq, a predicted model, not a curated record
UUACAGUAAAGGGGUGCAGUGUAUAUUGCGCCUUAUCGCUGUAAUCAUUUUAUUUUUACCAACAACAUACUUUUGUCUAUCAAAAUCAAAAUGUUGCAAUCAAGCCUAUGUGUUUACUAUAGUUAAAUUAUAAAAGUCUACGAAACUCGGGGAAAUUCGGCAGGAGAAAGGCAUUAUUGGUGAACAUAAGAUUAUCUCCAAUGUGGUGUAGCUGGUGCAUUAUACGAAGACAGAGGCUUUUUUAAGCGGGCCUAAACUAGGCCUAUAGAAUAGUAUAGUUAGCCGAAGGCCUGGCAGAACAAGAAUCGAGUCCUGACUCAGGGAUAUAUAGAGGGUGGACAGGAGAUGUUGCACCUGUGGAGAGGAACAGUAAAAGCUCUACCUCAUCUGAAAUACAUCCAAAGAAUCAAUCCAAUACAGUUACACAAACUUGAUAGAUCACAUAUAUCAAACAUGACAACCGAAAGACCAGGAUGGAGCGAGAACUCUCUCCAAUUGUACAAUACGUUAUUAGAAACUACUAAGGAUGGAAAAUGGGUGAAAGUAUUGACAACUCGGAACCCUCCGCCAACUCAGCCUGAUUUUGGGCGUUUAACAAUGUUAGACCCAGCUGCGUAUGAGUAUGGGAUCUUUGUAAAUUCAGAAGAGCAAUGCUUAAAGGGAGUGUGUGAAUUUGGACCAUAUGCACAAUCUGCGGAAGGAAUGGUUCAUGGAGGUGCCAUAGCAACCAUUAUAGAUGGCGCCACACAAGUACUUAAAGCUACUUUGUUUCCUGAUAUUCUAGCUGUAACUGGUAAUCUCAAAGUUAACUAUAAGAAACCAUUACCUGUAGGAGCAACAGUUUUUGUUGAAUGCCAUCUACAAAAGAGGGAUGGCAAAAAGUUCUUCCUCUCGUGUGACUUGAAGAGUGCUGAUAAAUCUAUACUGUAUGACACGGGAACAGCGCUGUUCUUUGAUGUUAAUGACCGUGUCAACCAACUGCCUGAAAAAUGUAAAGCCGACUGCUUGCCAACUGCCGAUCCAGUAACUGGUUGGACUGAAGAAUCAGAAACUCUCUUUAAGCAGGUUCAGGAUGAAACAGACGCCAGCUCUUGGAAAAUUGUUGCUAGUACUAAGAAACAAUUUCCGAGGAAGAUGUUUACCCGAUUACCAAUAGGCCCAGGGUCAGCAUUUGAAUAUGCAUGGCUGUGUAAUAAAGAAACCAUCGAAAUGAGGGGAAUCUGUCAAUUUGGACCAUACACCCAAGGACCUGAUGGACUUGUUCACGGUGGAGCUACUGCAACCAUGCUUGAUUCAGUUACUGGAGUUCUGAUGGAACAUGGUGCAAACAAAAAAGCUGUUACUGCUCAUCUAGACAUCAAGUACAAAUUACCUGUACCUAUAGGCUCAACCGUGCGAGUGGAAGCAAAGCUGGAGAGAACUGAUGGGUGCAAAAACUACCUGCAAUGCUCGAUACUCACACCAGACAAGUCAAAGGUUCUAGUAACUGGAACAGCUCUCUAUGUUGAUCUUGAUCUUCUAUAUAAACUGUAAUAAAUGUUUGUUAUAUUAAUCUUAUGGAUUGAGCAGAAAUCAAGAUUCUUACUCAAACAUUGAAUAGAAUUUAUCAUGCUGUGUUGAUGAUUGUUUAUCAUCAGAGUGGUGCUGUAUGUGGGUGCCUGCCCUUAUCAAAGUGUCUUGGGUUUGAGUCCUGUUACAUACCAGGAGUUUUGCUCACAACCAAAAAAGAAAACAUGUUAGUUCUGUAAACCAUAAAAAUAUGUCACUUCCAUAUUGAUGAGUUACUUGGCAUUUAAUAAAUAUAAAAUGUUGUUUUUGAUAAAUUAAUUAAAAAAUAUAUCGAGGCUCUGAGCUGUGAAGCAUCUUCUUGUUAUAGUAAAUAUUUCUUUAUUUAGAGAAGAACGUUCUGGACCAAAGUAGAAAAUACAGUUUUAGAGGCCAAAUGUUAAAUGAUUAAAAAUAAAAAUAUAUAAAAAAAAUAUGUUAAAUAUUUGAUGAUUUGAAAAAUAUUUAGGUCUGCUGUUCAACUUUGUGAUGGUUGUGAUGUAAAAUAUGAUGCAAAUCACAUUGAUGGAGGUUCUAAGGUUGUGUGGGAUGAGAUGGUGGUUUACAUUUUAAGACUAAAGAACAUAAAGAUACUGUAAUAUUCACAUAUGUAGAUGGCAGCUAUUAUCUGCAUUUAUAUAAACAUUAUGUAUGCCUGUACUAUUGCAAAAUUGGUAAAUGUUCCCUAAUGUACUGUACAUAAUAAUCUUUAAAUAAUAAGCUUUAUGUAUAUGUUUGUACUGUACCAUCAAGGAAUGUAAUUAAUAAUGUUAUCAUCUUGAUUCUGGUAUAUUUAUUGAAUUUAUUUUUGCAUUUUAAUGAUACAACAUGAAUCCAUCAAGGAAUGUAAUUAAUAAUGUUAUCUUGAUUCUGGUAUAUUUAUUGAAUUUAUUUUUGCAUUUUAAUGAUACAACAUGAAUCGUAGAUUCAAAUAUUAUUUAUGUUCAUUUUCAAGAGAACUGGAAAAUAAUGUUUCAGGCAAAAUCAUGAUUGUGAUCAAAACUUGGAAUAUUUUUCAGGGAUUUUCCAAAAACAAUAACUUAUACAAACUAUAAAGACCAAUUGUAGUAUAAUAAAUUAAUUAGAUAAACUAAUUAAUUACUUGCUUUUAAUACACAAUAGUACAGGUACAUACACUACCUCAAAAUAUUGAACUGAACAAGUAACAAUAACACGAAAAAUCACUAAACAAAUCUGAUUUGUAACUAAUUGAAUUGUAAUAGUUGAAGAGCCAGAGAAGGAGUUUUGUGUAAGAACUAUACAUUGUUAUCACCUUAGAAUAAAAGUAGUAAGUGUGUAUUUGAUAAAUAUGGAAUAAAAAAAAAAGCUGAAGAUGUGUUGGUUCAUAUGAAAAAUAUUUUGUUUUCAAAACCAAAGAGGUAUGGAAAUAUAAUAACAUAUAUAUCAAGGUUUGAAAUUAUUCACUACUCAUAAAAAAUUAGUGAUUCACACAUUUUAUACAAUGCUUCUUUAAUGUUAUGAAGCUAUUUUAUACUAAAAAUAUAUUAAAGCAUACCAGGGAACAGUUAAAUUACAUGGAAACAUCUCGAACCGAACAUCAAAGGUUAUAACCGCGGUGCCGCUGCUCUUAUCAUAAUCAACUGAUAAACAGUUUACUAAGGAUUUACUAAACUAAUUACGAUGACCCAAUUGCUUUGCGCAUGCUCACUAUUGUGUAAACUACACGAUCUAAUACUUCCUGCAUCGUGUUCUCAUGGUGAUCGACGUCGUAUCAUACCAUGAUCAUACCAAUUUAACUUUUCCCUGAGCAUAUCAUUGUUGUAUGUUGAUGUUUUCCUAAAUUGAUAUUCAUAAUCGACCUGAAAUAAUUGUGACAAUGUUAUUUAAUUGAUAGUAAAUUAUUGAAUUUGUAUAUUUAAAAAAAUUAGGUAGAAUUGAUAUUUAUAUCUAGGUGCUAAUCAAUAAUACUCAUUGUAAGUGGUAGUAGAAAACUUGUAUAAUUUCUACCUCUACUAUUAUAUAGUUAUAUAAUUCUAUUUAUACAAAUCUAUUCUUCUUGGUGCUUACAUAUAGUCUGCUUAGUAAUAAAUUGUUAGAAUGCUGGCUAUGACAAUGUAUGAUGUAAUAAGCCUUUUUUAUAUUUGCUAGUGCUCAUGAGUAUGUCAUAGUUCAAGUCAUACAAACAAUAAUAUGACUUAAUUUAAAAAAGUAAAAUUGUUAAUGUUUCAUUAGCCAUUAAGCCUGGUUUUCUUAAAAUCGCUACACUGUCAUUACGGUGUUUUCAAAGCAAUUGUUGUACUGCCAACAAUCCCUGAUGCAAUGGGAAGGCUCCCCCGAUUCUGACCAAACAACAUCACCGAAAGCUGUCAGCAUAGCGUGUAACGAUUGCAUGAAAACCAAGCUGUACAUGUCAGUUGAAUUUACCACCAAUUAUAAUUUUUCCAGACAACCAGACAUGUAAUGUAAUGACCAGUGCUGUGUAUUAAUAUUCCUCAACCAACACUAGUAGAUGUUUCAAUACAAUAGUAGCCAAUAGUGCAAGAAAUAUUAUGUAGCUGUUAAUACAUCUUAUUCAUUAAUAAAAUUUAGAAAAUAGCAUACACAGUAUGCUUUGUUUAUGCUUUGACCUUUGACAUGGACACUAUAAACUACUAGAUGGCUUAUAAUAAAUAUGUAUCUUGUCAUUAGCUUUUAUAUGUUGUUUAUUAUAUUUUUUUCUAUUAAUAUUAUUGUCGCUAGAUGAUUAUUGUCCAUUUUGUUUAUAUUAUUUUAAUGUUGAAAAGUUAUUGCUAUUACUAUCUAUAUUUUUAAAAAUAAUAUAUCUUUAAUUAUCACAUCAAAACCAGAGUUAUUAUGGUAAUAACAUAAUAAUGUUUUUUUAAAUACUUUUUUUCAUAUUUACCUUGAAUUUUGAUAAAUAAUUCCUGCUCUGGAUGUGCUUGUGCCUUGAUCAUUUAUGUAAAAUGCAUGCAUUAAUAUUAAUGAUUAUGAUUAUUAAUAAUUUGUUUUCAUUAGUAAUACUACAAUUUGUACUUCCAUGGCAAAAGUGGCAAAUAUAUUUAUAUAAAUUUAAAAUGCUCCACGCAUAUUCUAUGCACUUUAAUUUUAUAUUAUUUUUAAACAAUGUUUUAAUAACAUCUAUUAGCCAGUGAAAUCAAGUAUAGUAUGAAUGUUUAUCAUACUCCGCUUUUAUUGAAAAAUAUAAAUGUUACUUGUGAACUCAAAAUAAACAUGUUACACACUGAA